Messenger RNA from Solanum verrucosum, 613 nucleotides. Its product is annotated as stellacyanin-like. The coding region runs from base 33 to 590 and encodes 185 amino acids. Lineage: Eukaryota; Viridiplantae; Streptophyta; Magnoliopsida; Solanales; Solanaceae. The transcript is spliced from 2 exons. The record is from RefSeq and is a predicted model, not a curated record. Gene Ontology annotation, molecular function: electron transfer activity. Gene Ontology annotation, cellular component: plasma membrane.
UUAAUCAUCUUUCUUCUCAUAAUAAUACAAUUAUGGCAAAGCCUAUUCUAUUUUUUGUAGUUUUGAUUCUAAUUAGUCUAAUUAUAUGUUCAAGUUCAGCUACUAAUUACAUUGUGGGUGAUAGUUCUGGCUGGGAUAUUAGUACUGAUCUUGAUACAUGGUUAGUAGGAAAGAAAUUCAUGAUUGGAGAUGUACUCGUGUUCCAAUAUUCAUCGGUACAUAGUGUGUCCGAAGUAACGAAGGAGAAUUUCGCGGGGUGCAACACGAGCAACGUGCUCGAUUCGAGUAAAAAUGGCAACACAAAUUUCACAUUGACAAAGCCAGGGGAUAGAUACUUUGUUUGUGGUAAUAGGUUACAUUGUCUUGGAGGAAUGAAACUUCGCGUAAAUGUAGAAAAUGUAAAUGGUGCAGCAGCAGGAUCCCCUGCUCCUGCACCAUCACCAGAGGGAGGGGCCUCAUUUUCCCCUUCUUCAAAGAGCAAAAAUCCAUCAUUUGUUCCUAAUUUUGCUUUGUCUAAUAUUCAUGUUGGAUUGGAUUCUAUGGUACUUGUAAUUCUUGGUUUUUUGUUCUUUGCAUUUUCACUAGUGUAAACUUGAGGAUUUCUCAUUUUUCA